Messenger RNA from Sitophilus oryzae (rice weevil), 1794 nucleotides. RefSeq names its product eukaryotic translation initiation factor 4H-like. Lineage: Eukaryota; Metazoa; Arthropoda; Insecta; Coleoptera; Curculionidae. The record is from RefSeq and is a predicted model, not a curated record. The transcript has 5 exons. Gene Ontology annotation, molecular function: RNA binding. Bases 184 to 1026 code for a protein of 280 amino acids.
GGUGUUUGACACUUAUUGAAGUCUCUGGUUGAAGUUUAAUCUUAUAAAAACUUUCAGUUAUAAUAGAGCAGAAAAAAAAAUGAAAAUUUAACGUAGAAUUUUGAGAAAUUUGAAAUGAUUUGUUGGAAGUAUUUUCCGCGUUGCUUGAUACCAAUUUGCGCAGACGUAAGAUUAGUCUAAAACAUGGCCGGUCGAAGCGGUUAUGAUGAUCGUGACAACAGCAAUUACGGCGGCGGAGGACGCCGGGGUGGUCGAAAACCCCUACCAACGGAACCCCCGUUUAUUGCCUACGUUGGAAAUUUACCAGUAGGAGUCGUACAAGGCGAUGUCAAUAAAAUAUUUGAUAAAUUAAAAGUCAAAAAUGUACGCCUGGUUAUGGAUAAGGAAACAGACAGAUUUAAAGGAUUUUGUUACGUUGAAUUCGAUACACUGAAGGAUUUGGAGGAUGCUAUAGCGUUGAAUGGUGCGGUAGAAGUCGAGGGAAAUAUUAUCAAAAUUGAUGUUGCUGAAGGAAAACGUAAUGAUCGCUCUGGUUUCGAUAGAGGGGGUCGUGGCGGCGGGAACAGGGGCCGAAGUAGUGGAUUUCGAGGAGGAGAUAGACCGCCCCAUGGAGGAGGAGGAGGUUACAAUGACGGGGAUUUCGAUAAGAGGGGCGGUCCCCCAAGAGGCCCUGGUGGUUUUCAGGAUGGUUCACGAAGUGGACACCGAGGAAACUAUGGAAACUUCACGGGAGAAGAUGGCGGAGGAAGUUGGGGUCAUAAAGGUGGCCAAAGAGGAGGAGGAGCACCAGGGAACUUUGGCGGACCUCCGGGAGGUGUCGGUGGUGUACGACGCGGCGGUCCUGAUAGGAAAUAUAGCGAGGAACUUCCUAAUCCCGCCCCAGAUACUUCGAGUAGGCCGAAAUUAAAAUUGUUACCGCGAACGGUAAAGGAUCCGAUCAAUAGUUUGGCAGAGUCGUCUCGAAACGCAGCGAUAUUUGGAGGCGCAAAACCCCGCGAGGAAAAUUUGGCCGAUGCACGAGAAUGAGACAGACUAAAACAAAAACAGUCUUUCUCUUCAUCGAAGCAGUAGAGGUGCGACACGGUGAAGGAUGUGAGUGUGCGUGUGUUUACGGGGUUUAGAGUAGAAGAAAAUUACUUUGAUACAGGUGGGCGCAAUGCAAACUAAUUUUGUUUUCAAGUGACUUUAGUGCAUGCUCGAAAAAUUGUUGAAAGAACUGUAACCUAUUUAAAUCAGAUGAAAUUGGUAUCAUUUUUUUUUUAAACGUUGUGAUUUUGUUGGCUUCCAAAGAGCUUUUUUCUACCAAAAUGUCUGAUACUUUUUACCCCCUUUAAAAAUACUAAAGUAUGUGCGAGAACAAUAAAAAGAUAAGAUGCAACAAAUUUGCUGCAAAUGGACUUUACUGUUGUAUCGCACACACCAUCUAAAAUACUUUAAUAUAAAUGUUCUGUUUAAUGUGUAUUUUUCUUCUUUUUUUUUGUUACGUUUUAACUUGUAAAGAAAAAAAUUAUUCGUCGUUUGCCCAAGACUUAGAUGAAUUUGUUAUUUUUUCCAAAAUAAUUUAUAUAUUUUUUUAAAAAUGUUAUUGCAAGUGAUAGUAGAGUGAAUUAUUGACAUAUUUCUGCUCAGAAAAGUUCCUACCUAGUAAUUCCAUUAUCCAGUAUCCUUUAAUUUAUUUAAUUAGGUUAAGUAAUUUAUCAUAAAGUAUACUUCUUUCAUAUAGAUUUCAUUUUUCUAUAUAUAUUACAACGAAUUUAUUAUGAAACGAUAUUACAAGUUAUACACAUUGAUAAA